Messenger RNA from Eutrema salsugineum, 1212 nucleotides. RefSeq names its product putative F-box/kelch-repeat protein At2g21680. The record is from RefSeq and is a predicted model, not a curated record. NCBI's taxonomy places the organism in Eukaryota, Viridiplantae, Streptophyta, Magnoliopsida, Brassicales, Brassicaceae. The coding region runs from base 1 to 1212 and encodes 403 amino acids. Gene Ontology annotation, molecular function: protein binding. The transcript has a single exon.
AUGGUUGUAAUCACUGAAACUUCCGACGACUUUAAUUGCGGCGAUCCAGGUACAAACAAGAACUCGCAACAACUCCAGAAUAAACGAAAAAAAGUCGAGAAAAAUACUUCUUUCCACAUUCCAGACGGAAUCGCCGAAAUAAUUUUGGCAAAGGUUAGGAGACGUGGUUACCCUGUUCUAACUCUCGUCUCCAAAACCUUUCGUGGCCUCAUCGUUACUCCGAGACUCCACGACUUGCGCUUGCGCCUUGGCGCUACCGAACCCAUUCUUUACGCUUGCGUGGGAUCCACUCUUUUUCUCAGAGGCCCUAGGUGGUGUAUCCUCUAUAGGAAACCCUACAGUAACUUGCCGAACACGGUUUCUGUGAGGUUGCUGGAAAUCGACUCACUCCCUCCCAUGCCUUGGGGAUCUGCUGUGGUCACAAUCGGGCACGAGAUGUAUGUGAUUGGUGGAUGCGUUGGCCUAACACGCACAAAUGUUGUGUUUGUCAUCGAUUGCAGAUUCCACACUUAUCGCUUCCUCCCGAGUAUGCGAGUGGCUCGUUGCGGCGCAGCGGCCGGAGUGUUCAACGGGAAGAUAUUCAUAGUCGGAGGCUGUGAGAUGCGAGCUAUGGAUUGGAUGGAAACGUUCGAUAUAAAGGGUAACUUUUGGAUAAGAGGCAGGUGGACAACAGGCAUACCACCUUACGUGAGUAGCAAGUUUGUGACAUAUGCGGUUAUGGAGAAGAAAAUCUACAUUUUGGGUGAAAGAAUGUGUUAUACUUACACUCCCGGAGAACAAGGAGGUUUACUAGAGUACGUGAUGCCAGGAGAAUUUAUGAGUUUUUUUUGGCAAGAGUCUUCUUGUGUGAUUGAUGGUUUGUUGUUUUCCACUAAUCCUCAACGGGGGCUUGGUGCAUCUCCAAUAAUCAUUUAUGAUCCAAAGCAGAAGAUUUGGAGACCCUUGACUGGUUUACAAGGUUUUCCGGCUAAUAUCCUUCUUCACAGCUCUAAAAUGGCGAAUUUUGGUGGGAAGUUGGUGAUUCUGGGACCCGAUGAGUAUUGGUAUUUUUUGAAUAAAGGGAAAAGAGAGAUUUGGUGCGUAGAGAUUGCUUUGGAAAGACGGCAAGGAGGUGAGAUUUCGGGGAAGGUUGAAUCAGUAGCGGUUGUGCUUACAGUCCCACAGCCAGAGUCAUUGGCUUCAAUUGAUGUUUGCGCAACUGUUACCAUUUGA